This is a messenger RNA of Helianthus annuus (common sunflower), 2025 nucleotides long. Its product is annotated as cellulose synthase-like protein B4. Gene Ontology annotation, biological process: plant-type primary cell wall biogenesis; cellulose biosynthetic process. NCBI's taxonomy places the organism in Eukaryota, Viridiplantae, Streptophyta, Magnoliopsida, Asterales, Asteraceae. The coding region runs from base 74 to 1087 and encodes 337 amino acids. Gene Ontology annotation, cellular component: trans-Golgi network; plasma membrane. Gene Ontology annotation, molecular function: cellulose synthase (UDP-forming) activity; mannan synthase activity. The record is from RefSeq and is a predicted model, not a curated record. The transcript is spliced from 8 exons.
UCAACACACCAACGCAACUACACAAAGGCACUUCAAAAACACCAUUCUAUACAGCUUUGUUAGCACUUUACAUAUGGCUACAAACACUCAAGACUCAACUCAUCUCCCUCUACAAGAAACAAUAGUCCAUAGCAACAAGACGGCCCGAGCCAUAGAGCUUAUGGUUCUUUCUCUUCUUGUCUUCAUACUUGUUUAUCGAGUCGUUUGUUUCAAAGAUCAAGACCAAUACCUCCCAUGGUUGCUUGCGUUUCUAUGUGAGUCGUGGUUUACUUUCAUUUGGACUCUUUGUGUGUGUAUCAAAUGGAAUCAAUGCAUCACAAAAACGUACCCUGACCGACUCUUGAAGAGGGUAAGCGAAUCGGAGUUUCCAUCAAUCGAUAUUUUUGUCACCACUGCAGACCCAAUCCUUGAACCGUCGAUCAUAACAAUGAACACAGUGUUAUCUUUGUUAGCAAUAGAAUGUCCAGUCGACAAAUUAGCUCUUUAUCUAUCUGAUGAUGGUUGUUCGCCUCUUACGUUCUAUUCCUUUGUUGAGACAACAAAGUUUGCAAAGCUUUGGGUCCCUUUUUGCAAAAAGUACAAUAUUCAAGUUAGAGCUCCCUUUCGGUACUUUAAUUCUCAGUCGUCACCUUUAGAAAGUGAGUCACUGGAGUUCCAACAAGAAUGGAAAAGUUUGAAGAAGGAAUAUGGGGAGCUUUGCAAGAAGAUCGAUCUUGCAGCCCAGAGGCCGUUCCUAUGCGAUCAUGAUACAGAUUUUGGUGUUUUCUGUGGUGUCCACCGCUUGGACCAUCCAAGCAUCAUUAAGGUUAUAUCAGAGAACAAAGAAGGUACUCCGAGCGAUCUGCCUCAUGUAAUAUAUAUCUCAAGAGAGAAGAGCCCCAAACAUCAGCAUCAUUACAAAGCUGGAGCUAUGAACGUUUUGACUAGAGUCUCUGGAGUAAUGACGAAUGCGCCACUGAUGCUGAAUGUAGAUUGUGAUAUGUAUGCGAAUAACCCACAAGUUUUUCUCCAUGCAAUGUGUAUGGUGUUUGGUUUCAAGGAUGAAGAUAAUUGUGCUUUUUUUCCAAUUUCCUCAAGCUUUUUAUAAUGGAUUGAAGGAUGACCCAUUUGGGAAUCAACUCGCUAAUCUUUUUUAUCUUGCAUACGGAAUAUCAUCAAUUCAAGGGCCUUUCUACGCAGGAUCAGGUUGUUUUCACAGACGAAAGGUUAUUUACGGUUCAUCUCCAGAUGAUAUGACUAAAUCUGAUAACAUCAGUAAUGAAGAUCUACAAAAAAUCUUUGGGAAAUCAAUUGAAUUAAGAGAAUCAGCUGCUCGUAUAUUAUCAGAAUCAAAUUCAAAGAUUGAAAAUCGAAGCAGUCCCUCUAGUUGCAUUGAGGCUGCAAUCCAUGUUGCAAGUUGUAGCUAUGAGUAUGGCACCUCAUGGGGCAUACAGGUUGGUUGGCUUUAUGGAUCCACAUCAGAAGAUAUUCUAACAGGACUCGGUAUCCAUGGGAGAGGAUGGAAAUCUGCUAUUACCUCAUCUGACAUGUUUGCGUUUCUUGGUUGUGCACCAACAACAUACCCUUCUACAUUAAAACAACAGAAAAGAUGGGGUAGUGGCACUAUUGAAAUCCUAUUCACAGAUAAGAAUCCAUUACUGCUUACUAUAAAAGCAAACCUUUGGUUUCGACAAGCCCUUGCCUAUCUUUGGUUAUGUUUAUGGCCAGCCCAUUCAGUUCCUGGGAUAUGUUAUGCAUCUCUCCCUGCAUAUUGUAUCAUCACGGGAUCACACUUCUUUCCCAAGGUCAACGAACGACCUUUUCUCAUCUUCAUGGGUAUUUUUGUCAUUUACAAUCUUUAUGUUUUCUGGGAGUUUCGACGUAUAGGCUUAUCACUUCGUAUGUGGUGGAAUUUACAGAGAAUUGUGAGAGUGAAUACUAUGACAGCGUGGUUAUAUGGGUUUAUAAGUGUGAUUCCAAAGCUCAUGGGUUUAUCAAAAACAACUUUCGAAGUUACACAAAAGGAAUACAAAUCGCAUGAUCUUG